GAAAAAGAAUUAUCACAGAAGAAGAAGAAGAAGAAGAAGAAGAAGGACGUGUUUUUCUUCCGGGUCUUCCUCGACCAGUCCACUGCGCAUGUUUGAUCGAGACCCUUUUUUUAUUAUUGUACCACGGGGACCUUCUGAAGGGGGUGUUUUUCUGUCCCCCGUGUUUCUUUGACCCCUCAGAUCUGGGGAAAUGUCCCGGCUCCAGGAUCCUGAAGGUUUCUUCAGACCUCGGUCCGGUUCGCAGAGAUCUGGGGAUGAAGAGGAUCUCCACAACCCAAGAAGACCACGGGAUGAUGUUUCAACUCCUGAAACCGAGCAGCAGAGAGCAGGUUCGUGUCUUCUCUAAAUGUGUUUCUGUGACCUGCAGAGAUCCUGUCCGCUCUGAGAUCCCACUAAAACCUGGUCCUGGUCUCUGGGUUUCAAACUCUUCCCUGGUCUUUGUGUGAAGAGAGAAAGAUCUGACUGUUCCAUGAGUUGAAUGUAUUUGUUUGUGAUGGGAAGGUGAGAGGUGAUGACCUGGUGUUCUGGAUUAAAAUGUGACCCUGUAGACUGCUGACUUUGAACCAUGCAGGUCUACAGACUCCAGGAAGACUCCUCUGGAGUUCAGGUGAGUGUAGGAGCUGACCGACUCCUUCUCCGCUGGCAAGGUGAGCAUCCAUAACCCUGAGGAGAAGUCUGCCGGGGAUCAGCACACUCAGCCCGGUCCCCCAUGAAGAGAUGGUUCCAGGUCUUUUCAGGGUGGUACUGACAGAACCGGACCACCAAACACUCACCGUACAGCCCACCUCAGCGCUCGCUAUUCGUCCGGAUGAGAGUGAACUUUCACACUUGUUGGUCUCAGUUUGGAUGUUCAUACGGAGUCACCGAGUGCUUCGUAUGAUUUUGGCGAAGUAUCCGAGGAUCAGUCAGACCACAGCCGUGGUUCCUGGGAGUUCGUUGUUAAAGGUGGUGUAGUCAGGAUCUGAGUUAGUUCCAGUUUUUAGGAGAAAUCUUGAAUGUAAACUCGACCCCUCCAACCAGUUUUCCCCUCAGCUCCUCCCCUCCCUCUCUUAAGCCCCGCCCACAAACAGACGCUCCUGCUCGCUCGUAUCGUUCCAGUUAAAUUCAGAUAUAAUGCAGAUAAAUACUUCAGAUCAUUACAAAUGGGGCCCAGUCAAGGUGACAGUCAAAAGCAUUGGUGCUACUGUAGAUGCCAACAGACUACCAGCAAACACAAUGUUUGCAGGACUUCUACAACGAGGAUAAAGUGACAUAGUCCAGGACCCGAGGGAGGACAGUUUAGCGAUGGCGCUACAACACGCUACAGCAGGUCCGUUUGACAAGAAACACUUCUGUUACAGACACUUGUCUUACUUUGUUAAAGCGGUUUACCUGUCCAGCAGAAAGGUUACAGGGUCACCAAGAUCCCCAAGCGUCCCCCAUGGUUUAUGUUGACCCGGCUUUUUAGCUCUUGUCCGGUCUACCUCCGUUUUAAGCGCCCGUUAUUCCUCCAGAGUCUCCGGUAUUUACUUUGUUUUCUUGCUUGUGUCGGCAGUCGUGGCCAAAGGAGGAUUCCGACAAUUUUCCGAACUUUCUGGUUGGUUUUUACUGUCCGAUAUUGUAGCACGCUAACUUUGUUUGGGCUCCUGAACGACACGGGGGAGCAGCGUCUGCCUCACAACCAAUCAGGUUAGAGGAGGUGGAGAACGGCUUUGUUUACAGUCAGAAAGAGCGGACCGCUCAAAAAUGUUCAAAUGUUGACGACACAGACAGAAGAGAACACAGAGAUAUCGAUAUAUUACCAAAUAAUCAAUAACUAAUAACUAUUGACUGAUAUUUAAAGGUUUUUGUAAAUAAAUCACAAAAUAAAAAGAUGCGUCUUUAACAGAUUCCUGCCGACUCCACCUUUAACUGAAUUUGAAGUUGUUGAGCAGCGUGGCGCUCAGAUGUGACUGUCAUAAAAAUACAGUCUAGACCUUUUUCCUUUUAUUUGUCAAACAUUUGAUGACUGAAAAUUGAUGUAAUUAUGAAAUCUAAAGUGGAACCUCUAAAACUACAUGAAUGGUACAAUUUGAUCAAGUUUGCUCAUUAACUCACAGCAUCCUCUUUGUCUCUUUACAUGUUCUCACGUUUCCAACUGAUGUCUGACAACUGUCGGUGUGUAAAGGAGGAGCACUUCUCCCAAGUCUGGACCAGAAGGAUGCCAAAGGUCCUCAAAUGAAGGAGGAAGAGGAGGAACUCUGGAGCAGUCAGGAGGGAGAGGAUGAUAUCAGCGAGUUUAUAUUCGCUCCUGUGUCUGUGAAGAGUGACGACGAUGAAGAGGAACUUUACUCCUCACAGUUUCAACAAAGUCCAACUGAGCUGAUGGAAACAGGAGCUGAUGGAUCAGACUGUGGGGGAUCAGAACCAGCUAGAGACUUUGAUCCAGAGAGACAUUUUCAAGCAGAAAGUCAUAACAAAAGUGAACCUGGGACUGACAAACGAGGUGAUUCAAACAGUCCAAAAAAACACCAGUCUGUGGGAAACACUGAAUACAACUCACCAAAGACGGGUGUGAAACUGCACAGCUGCUCCCAGUGCGGUAAAGAAUACAAACAGAAACAGAAGCUGACCACACACAUGCUCAUUCACACAGGAGAGAAACCAUUCAGCUGCUCUGAAUGUGGUUCAAGAUUUAUUAGUAAAGAAAACAUGAUUACACACAUGAGAACUCACACAGAAGAGAAACAGUUUCACUGCCCUCAGUGCGGGAAAGCAUUUACGAGUAAAGGGAAUGUGACCAGACACUUAAGAAUUCACACAGAGGAGAAAGACUUUGACUGUCCUGAGUGUGGGAAAAGAUUUAACAUGAAAGCAAAUAUGAUCCGACACAUGAGGACUCACACAGGAGAGAAAAGUUGGAGCUGCCCGGACUGUGGGAAAAGAUUCACCCAAAAAACACAUCUGGACAUACACAUGAGAACUCACACCGGAGAGAAACCUUUCAGCUGCUCUGAGUGUGGUAAAAGAUUUAAUCAGAAAGGAUCUCUGAACAUUCACAUGAGAAUUCACACAGAUGAGAAACCCUUCAGCUGCCCUGACUGCGGUAAAAAGUUUAACCAAAAAGGAUAUUUUCAUAUCCACGUUAGAAAUCACCAAGGAGACAAAACCUACAGCUGCUCUGAGUGUGAUAAACGAUUCGUCCAAAAGUCGAGUCUCACACGCCACUUCAUGGCCCACCACGGCAAAGAGAAACCAUUUGGCUGCCCUGAGUGUCGUAAAAGGUUUAACUUUAGAGGGAAUCUUAUCAAACAUUUGAGAACUCACACAGGAGAGAAAUGUUACACCUGCUCAGAAUGUGGUCAAGGAUUUAGUCAGAAGGAAAAUCUAACGGCACAUCUGAGAAUUCACACGGGAGAGAAACCCUUCAGCUGCUCUGAGUGUGGGGAAAAGUUCAUCCGCAUGGCUCGUCUAACAGCUCACAUGGCCACUCACGGUGGGGAGAAACCCUUCAGCUGCUCCGAGUUUGGCUUUUCUUCACCCUGUCAGAUCAAAUUUCACGAAUGUGUUGGCAUUCGGGUUCCAGAACUGGAUCAGAACCAAGCUCAGGACCAAAGAGAGGAAGAAAGGAGAGCUGAUGGAGAGGACUGUGGACCAGAACCAGUCAGGAACCUGAAUCCAGACAGACAUCAUCAACAAGCAGCUGAGGUGAAAACUGAAGAAUCUCAGACUGAGGACACUUCCACAGACUGGAUCAUGGUUCAGAUUUGAUUCUUUAGAAUGAUUCGGUUCUUAUCAGGGAUAUGAAAACUCAUCCCGGUAAGAAUCCUGUUAACGAUUUAUUUUUUAAUUUGUUGUGUUUUUGUCUGCAUGAAUUUCAAAGGUUUUAUACAGCAGAGGUCGUUUUAAAUACUCAUUACACUAAUAUAAUCAUGUAUUCUGGAGUAGAUUUUUGGUCCAAGUUCAAACUGAGAAGAACUUGAUGUUGUUUAUUAAUUUUAUGUCCCCAUGAGGCCUGAAAAAAAACUAAUUCUUAUUCUCUCAAAAAGUGGAGCUUUGAUCAGUUAUUCCAUUAGGAUUUUGAGGUAAAACACUCUCAUCUGUCAAAAAGCAGAUUUAAUGAGAGGGACGUUGGUACAAUGUUGACUAGACUAAACAAAAUAUUUCAUAUGUUAACAUCUACGAAGAAAAAGUUAAAAUAUUAUUCCUUUUUAUGUGUGUGUGUGUGUGUGUGUGUGUGUGUGUGUGUGUGUGUGUUUGAACCUCCAGCUGCAGCCGUCAGUUCAGUUUCACUUCAGUCUGACUGAGGGAGGUUUUUGUACGACGCUUUUUCACUGUGUGAACACAUGCUGACUAUUGAUGUAGUGUUCACUCUGACAGUAAUAAACUGCUGCAUCUUCAGUCUGGACUCCACUGAUGGUCAGAGUGAAACUAGAUCCUGAUCCACUGCCUGAAAAACGACUCGAUGUCCCUGAUAGUCGACUAUUCGCACCAUAAAUGAGCAGUUUAGGAGUUUCUCCAUCCCUCUGUUGGUACCAGGAUAAAAGGUGAUAGCUGCUAUAAACAUGCACAUUCUGACUGGUCCUACAUGAGAUGGUGACGGUUCCUCCUGGAGCAGAGGUCACAGCUGCAGGCUGAGUCACUGUGACCUGUCCUCUGGACUCUGAGGACACAGAGACAAAGACAGAAAGCAGCGUCAUGGUUUUGUGGGCUUCAUUUCAGAGGGACGGAUGUUCAUGGAGGAGAGGAGUUGGAUUCUCUGGACUUUACCUGUGAAGCAGCAGCAGAGGAGAGUCCAGAUGAGGACGCAGAUCACAGUCAUGUUUCUGAUCAGGAGGAGGAUUUCUGUGUCUUCUGUUGUGAUGAAGGACAGCUGUCAGUCAUCCAACCUUCAACUCUCAGGACUAUAAAGUCUCCCAGAGCACUGGAGCAUGCUGCUGCUCAUGCAAACUCACUCUCUAUGGAAAUGAUUUAUGUCAAUCCAUUGAUAAACCACUAAAGGUAUUGAUUGGAAAUGGUUGUUUUUGAUUCCAUGUGACUUGAUUUCAGUUUGAUGCUUACAGAAAAACUCGGUCCACUUCCUGUCCGUCUCUGUCGGUGAUUUACUGAAGAACAAUAUCUAAUCAAAAAUGUGCAAAAUGAAGUUAACAGAGUUUUUAGGAGAUUAAACUCGACAGUUAGUGAAUAAAGUAACUCAAUCUGUUGAAUUAGUUUAUUUCCUAAUAGUUUGUCUGAUGACAGUAAUAAAAAUCCUCUGUUAGAA
Xyrichtys novacula (pearly razorfish) is the source of this 5221-nucleotide messenger RNA. The record is from the annotation of a GenBank genome assembly. NCBI's taxonomy places the organism in Eukaryota, Metazoa, Chordata, Actinopteri, Labriformes, Labridae.